CGCCAACUCAACGGGUUCAAUUGAAUUUCUGGUCACUCUUUAUCUCUCGGUUAUCUCUGUACUGUACUACACCAAUAUACCUUUGAACCGCGGCAGAGUCCAUCCGACGCGCUCGUGACGCUGUCUUACCGCUCUUUCUUACCGACCGAUGAGUCAUCCCUGCGCGUACGGGCAACUCGAUCGACUGUCGGAGGGAGGGAUCUGGGAAAAACUUCAGUACAUACCGUAACAUGGCGCGUUCCAAUUGACCCGCGUUCGUUCAGCUGGUCAGCUGUGCUACGCAAGAGCUCGCGAGUCGUCAAACAAUUCGUAGUGUACUUUAUUUUGAUUCUCGGUUCAGAAUCUUCUCCGUCGCUGAUGUUGCGUUCCGCGUUAUUCCGAUUGUUCCUUUUCUACAAGAAGAGACAGCGCAUCGUCGAGGUGUAAUUCUGGUAAUACGCUGAUACUUUCCCAGAAAACUUUACUUUAUUCCAACCGGCAAAACGCACAGUUAGAAAAAUAUACGAUAACCAAAUUAAUGCAUAACCAGAAAAAUGGUCACUAAGAGUGUGGCGGAAUGGACAACCCAAGAUGUUGCAAUCUGGUUGGAAGAAAAUGGUCAUUGCCGAUUUAAGGACGCUUUUGAAAAUGUACAUUCAAUAGAUGGCAGAGCACUCUUGACCCUAACGGAAGAGGAUCUGAAGCCUGAAGUGAUGAGUAUCAGAUGCAUUGGAGAUAUCAAAAGACUGCACAUCAGUAUUAAACAGUUGCAAAGAGACAACAUCACUACUUUGUACGAGUUGGGACAGAUCGACUUGUUCCCAUCGACCACUUACUAUACUCAUCAACGCCAAGAUGUACCCAGCAAUGGAGUGGUUAACAAUGACGCCUCCAUGGAACACGAGUCGUACUCAGCAUCCGUGUCUGAAGAUGGCCAAGCAUCUCAUCUACCACCAGAAAUUUGGAAAACUUUCAUAAGCUUAGGGUACCUCUUCAUUGUCACAUGGAUCACUGCCUUCGUUAUGGUCAUUGUUCACGAUCGAGUACCUGACAUGAAAAAAUACCCACCAUUACCAGACAUAUUUUUAGAUAAUGUUCCACACAUACCGUGGGCUUUCGAUAUGUGCGAAGUAACAGGAACGUUACUGUUUGCGAUUUGGCUGGUGGUGCUUAUCUUUCACAGAUAUAGGUUUAUAUUACUACGAAGAUUCUUUGCCCUGUCCGGGACAGUCUUCCUUUUGAGAUGCGUAACCAUGCUCAUAACUUCUCUGUCUGUACCUGGUGCUCAUCUGCAGUGUCAGCCAAGGAAGGGGUCUGAUGAAGAAUGGUCGGGGUAUGCGACUGCGUAUGGUGAACUCUACAACAAGAUAUCUAUGGCGUAUGUAAUCUGGAGAGGCGCCGGUAUGUCCAUUCAAGGAGUUCGAACUUGCGGUGAUUACAUGUUCAGCGGGCAUACAGUGGCAUUAACUAUGUUGAACUUCUUCAUAACUGAAUAUACAUCAAGGCAGUUGUACUUCCUGCACACGUUCACGUGGAUGCUUAAUAUGUUUGGAAUAUUUUUUAUUCUGGCAGCGCAUGAGCACUACUCUAUCGACGUGUUUGUUGCAUUUUACAUAACUUCUCGACUCUUUUUGUAUUAUCAUACACUGGCUAACAAUCAAGCCUUAAUGCAACGGGAUUCCAAUCGAACAAGAAUUUGGUUUCCACUGUUCAGCUUCUUCGAGUCGUCGGUUGACGGGAUUGUUCCAAACGAGUAUGAAUCCCCUUCAGAGAUCAUUUGCAAUUUGAUAUGUGCCGGAAAGGAUGCGUUCAAUUUCGUUCAUUCUCACAUCUCGUUUCACAAAGCCCAGCUUUGCAACAACGUUGAGGAAGUUCCGUCGAAUGGCAGAGGCGGCGAUAGUGGUAAAAAAAAGAAACUUUAACGUUACGUCAAUUUUUACAAGGUGUAUUAUAAUAUUACGAAUUUAAAAAAAUCGUUAUUCCUUUAGUGAACUUCGCUUUGUACGUAUGCAUGAAUCCAUAUGUGAGUGAAUUGUAUGCAUAUUGCCGUUGUUUCUGUAAUCUCAAUGAGACGCAUUCGAUCGAUUCGGAGAUGUCUCUGUUUAUCUAUUACUUAUUGUGUAAACGGUCAAGUUUCGCACGUAUCAGUUUCAACGGCAAUAUAUACGGAACUGAUGAUCACAUUCCCGUUAAAUGCUAAUCUUUUUACUACGUAGUUAGUAUACAUUGUAUAUUCUAGUCCAAAAUGAAAAUCAUGGUGCCGUAAAUAUCACGUCGACCUAAAUUGAUGAUAAGAUAUUUUUAGAAAUACUCUAAUCAGCUUGGCUACAAACUAUUUUUAUACGUGCAAACUAGAAAAACAUGGAGAAAAAUGGAAAAUAAGAUUUGAUAGACAGAGGAAAAGGAAAUAUGCGCCCACGAUGCUUAUCCGAUAUAUUUUAAAGCAAACACUUCGUGCUUUAACAAACACAAUUUUAUAAUCACAUUUGUAGCACCCUAAAUAUAAUAUGAUAACAUUAUUAUACUAUUCGCUCACUAUGUCAUUAUUGAAAUGAGAAAUCUAGCCUAAAUUAUUUGUUUAUUAUGUUGAGACGUAAAGUAAGUCGCACAAUUACAAUUUACCUUUGCCAAAUAAUGAUACAUAUAUUGCUAUUGAGCCAAUAGAGCACAAAGAUCAUUAGUUAUACAUAUUUAGUUGUGUAUAUAUACGUAUAGGUUUUCCAUUUGCGAAAUAUAUUAUUUAUAGACUGAUUCAUUAGCCAUUACAUCUUGAACAAAUUUGCUGUAACAUUCUGACUAUAAGUUGAAGUUUGAGAAACUGGAUAGAAUUAGAAUAAUUGCUAUUCGACCGCAGACACGGUCACUAAUUCUCGAGUGAAUUGAGAAACUAUUUUCAAUAAGUAAUUAAAAUUCAUAAGGUUAAAGAUUUUAUACCGGACUUCUAGUUUAUAGCGUCAAUAAAACAAGUGUUUUUCAAA
Neodiprion fabricii is the source of this 2957-nucleotide messenger RNA. RefSeq names its product sphingomyelin synthase-related protein 1-like (gene SMSr). The coding region runs from base 534 to 1901 and encodes 455 amino acids. The record is from RefSeq and is a predicted model, not a curated record. Gene Ontology annotation, biological process: ceramide biosynthetic process. The transcript has 6 exons. Gene Ontology annotation, molecular function: sphingomyelin synthase activity; ceramide cholinephosphotransferase activity; protein binding. NCBI's taxonomy places the organism in Eukaryota, Metazoa, Arthropoda, Insecta, Hymenoptera, Diprionidae. Gene Ontology annotation, cellular component: endoplasmic reticulum membrane; Golgi membrane.